GUACUUACUCCUGAUAAUUUUCCACUUAUUGAAGAAAAGUUGAAAACAUCUGGACUCUCUAUUCCAAGUCUGAAUUUCAUUAGCGCUACUCCAGUCCCAUCUGGAAGAAACACACCAGAAAUGUUAACAGAGUGCACAAUGGAAGUAUCAAAUGAUGGAACUGAAACUAUGGUUAACUGUGUGCAACCUAUUGAAGAAGUAUUUGCCAGUUUGAUUGAAACUGAAGAAGAGGAUUUGGUAUUUAGUUCAAAGGAAAGAAUGGUUGAAGAAAAUGAACAAGAAAUUAAAAUCCCUCUCGCCUCACAAGGAGCAUGUGAAAUUUCAGUGAACCUAACACCAGAUGAAAAAGUAAGUCUUGAAAAUUUGUCUAGUGAAAUUACUUCAGUUAGUAAACUAGGUUUUGAUACUUACAGCUCUGCUUCAGAGACUGACCAUUCAGUGUUAAUUGUCACAAGACCAUUAGAAAACAAGACCAGUACUGAGGAAUGUGGAGUAGAAUUUUCUUGCUCAAAUGUGUUGCUUUGUGCACCAAAGAAUUCAGAAAAUAAAGGUGAGACACCAGAACUUUGUGAAAUAGAAUGUGAAGAGCAAAGCAAGCCCAGUGGUGUUAUACCUUUAGGAUCUCCUGAUCUUAGAAACACUGCACAGUGUGAACUGGAAGUCACAUUAAAUACAGGUUUGAAGAGUAUGGAGGCAGUGCUUAAUACUGUCAGUUCCAAUCCAUUAGGCUGUCACACUCUGAUUCUGAAAUGUGAAACAGGUUCAUGUACACUCCCUGACCUGCAAAACACUAUAGUCACAAAAGCAGAGGUCUGUGAAGAAGUAAAUAAGCCAACUGUUGAUACAAAAAAUGCUUCACAUGUUGGCCAACAAACCAAAGUGCCUUUCCAAAAUGCAACAAGCAAAGAACUAUCUUCCAUUGAAGAACAUUGCCUAUCCCUUCAUAAACAGGAUGUACUGAUAGCAUCAAAUUCACUUACUCUGGAAAGUGAGAAAAGCAGUGCAGGCUCAAGUUUAAAUGAUCUUACUCAUGAAGAAAAUAGUAUCAUACCAACAGACUUGAUACACAAACAAAUUCCUAUCAUUGACACAGACCUUUUGAAGUGGGGCCCUGAAGAAAGCAAGUGUUGUGAGCAAGCAAGUGAAGAAGACCUGGAACACAUUCCAGACAUAGUCAGGGAUGUUCACAAAUUGCACUUUGAAGAGAAUUCCAUGUUGAAAGUUUCUUACUUUGAACAGGUUACUGCAGAAACUCCCAACUUUGCUGGUCACAUUUCAGUGCCAGAUUCUGAGGAACACAACACAAAUUUUAACUCAGAUUUGACUGAUAGUUUUCGAACAACAGAAACAACACACACAAAAUCUCCUGAAUUUGCUGAAGACAUUUUAAAUGUAGAAGAGAAUAAUGAAAACUGUAGUUCAGAGAUGUCAGCUUAUGAGCAGAUAUAUGUUCGGCCAAUAGAAAUUAAGCAUCCUGAUUUUGUCACAGAUGUUCUGGAAUUAUAUGCAAAGGAAAUCAAAGAAAGCUGUGACUCAGGUGGCAUCAGUUGUGAAAAAGUAUACAUGGUACCAGUUGAAAUUAAGAAUGUUCAGUCUCCUGAUCUUACUAUAAAUGUAGAGAAGAGGAAUGAAAGUUCUAAGUUUUCCAGUUACAAACAAAUGUCCUUUGACCCACAGAAGCAAUUCAGGAUUUUUAAUCCUGGCCAAGACAUAGCAGAAACUAAAGAGAUGUGUAACUCACAUCUUAAAAAUUGUGAACAAGCAUCUGUGGAAGUUUUGGAUUUAGUUCAUAUGCCACUGUCUCACAUUUUCAGUGACAAAGAGGAAAAGGUGGUUGGCGCUGAUGAUUCAUGGAAGCAGAACCAAUUUGACAGCAACAGUCGAGUACUAAUGGAAGAUUUUUUGCUUGGAGAAAGGUUAGCAAGUGGACUGACUACAUCAGGACUUGAUAUAAAGGCAGAGGAAAACUUUGAUGCAACUGGUGAGGUGGAAGAUGAUGGUGAAGACUUUGGGUUGGACGCAGUGAAACACUUGACACCAGAUGAUGAACGCAGUAGUGACUCUGGUUUCAGAGACAAGGGAAGUUUGAGUGAGAGCUGUGAGGAAGUGUGUGAUGAAAAGUACAACCUUGAGGAUAUUGAGGCAGAGUUGGAGGACACUUUUAAUAGGGGCAACUUCAACUAUGUUGAUGAGCAUGACAAUGAAGAAGAACAGAAUGAGAGAGCACUUGAAGACCAACAGGGAAAGUUGUCAGCCAAAAGUUCUGAUGAUUCACCAUUCAUCUACAUUGAGGAACCUGGCAAUGGAAACCAGAAUCAUAGGACUAUGGAAGACAUAGAGAGAAAGCUGCCAGUCAGGAGCUGUGUUGAUAAAGUAUACAACAUAGAAGAUCUUGAUUGUUGUGAUAUUGUGCAUAAUGAAAAUAGCACUGAUAAAACAUUUGAAGCAGUGGGUGGUAAAUUAACAAAGGUUAUAGACAUGUUGGAAAGUGUAGAAAAAGAUCAGGCAGGAGGUCAGUUUGCUGGAGAAGUUACAGAAUCAGUAAUCAAAGAUCAGCUGAAGAAUGAAUCUCUAGAUUCAGGUGAUUCAGAUAUGAAGAGAUCACCUGAGUUGAUCAGAAUUCAGUGUGAUAUAGAUAAUCAUGAUGAUACUUCAACAGGAUUUCACCAGCCUGAACUUUUGAGUGUGGCUGGUGAUUAUAAAGAACCCAUUUUGCUAGUAAAAUUACAAGAAGAUAUAGAGACCAAUAUUAUAAAAAAUUAUACUUCUGUCAACAAAAUAAACCAGUUACUUGAGUCAGGGAGAGAAUCUCAGAAUUCAGAAAUGUUGAAUUUGGACAGUGACACAAGACAAUGGCAGAUCAUAAUGGAUUCAAAUGUGAUUGAACAUGUGUCUGAUGAGAACAAACAAAACAGAUAUCCUGUAACUGUUCCUGCAAGUGAUUCCAGGCCAGUUUCUUUAACUAACGUUAUUCCAGAUAUAAAUUUGACCACAGAAAUUCAUGUUCCUGAUAAACAUUUUUCAAACCAUGAAGUCAAACAUGAUGCAAUUUUAUCAUCCAUCUCACCAGAUGAUAAGGUAGUUUCACAGAUGGAUGGUUACUGUCUAAGAAGUACACAAAAAUCUGGAUUAAAUGCAUACCAAACAUUCUCUUUUGGUGAAACAUGUGCAAAUGAAGAUGCAUGUGAGGUCGGUGACAAACCUGAAUCUGCAAGUAGAGAGCUACAGCACUCAGAGUUGGUACAAAGGCACACAACGGGAUGGUAUUUGCAUCCCCCUCUGGAAAACGGUAACUAUGAAGACAGUAAGGGAGAUCUUGUAAACCUUGAAGAAUGCCCCAGUGUAACAGAUUCAGGCCCAUGUAGCUCAAAGUAUGAGGAAAGUAAUAAUGGUGACAACAGCUAUGUGUCAUUUAGUCUAGACGAGGAAUUUGUGACAGCAAUCAGAAAUGAGCUGCGUGAUAAAUUGCCUUGCACACGUCAACAGAGUCAGGAAGAGGAGGACUCGGAAGAAGAUGAGAUCUUAGAUCCAGAUGAUGACUUGCCCCAAGAAGAGAGAACAGAUAUCAUGAUACAUUACAACACAUACUCAGCACCUCUGUCUCCAAUUUUAGAGGAACAUGAAAGUGGGAGUUCAGUAACAACUACAGUCAGUGAUCAUUACUCUUCAUUAGCAUUAUCAAACCAGAGAGAUGCUCCAGUAUCAGGUUCUGACUCAGAGCCUUUGAGUCCUGUCUUUGUGUUGGAUCCAAGAGAUGGUGAUAGUAGAGCACAGUAUGAAAUAAAUGCUAAGAAGUUUGAACAGGAGAUUCGAGAAGCCCUUGAAAACUGCAGUUUGAAUAGUGAAGGUAGUGAAGAUAUAAGCAGCCCUUCCAAUAAAGUUCAUAAUGAAAGCAGUGUGCUACUUGAGGAUCUGGAACAACAGCCAUCAGUAGACACACAGGGAUUGUCAUUGAAUGUGACUGUAAAUGAGAACAUUGUUGUAGUCCAUGGCACCCACCAGCAUCCUAAUGGUGAUGAUCUUCUAGUAGUGAACACUGAGACCAAUGAAGCUACUUUGUUAGAGAGCCUGACACCCAAGUCACACUUAGCAUUUGUGAAUAAUAGAAGAACACUUCAGGAGGGCAAGUCAAUUGAUGGACUGUCUGGCACACCUAACUUUUUUGGUGAAAAUGAAGUGAUUGUUGGUGUGAAUUCAGAUACAUUUGUUAUUGAUAGAAGUAGAUUAAUUGGUACCUUUGAAGUGGAUUCAAAAUUGGGUGCAGGAAAAGAAAUGUCAUCUGAUGAUGAAGUGUACACACCAGACAGCAUAUCUGAGCAUGUGACUGGUACUCCAUCCGAAUCCACUCUUCAGUCUCCUGAUACUGAAAACUUAUCAGACUUUUUUCUAACGCCAUCUGAAAAGUCACCUGCUGUAAGUGAAUGUCCACUUGGACCACAGAAUUCCAGUGUGUUCAAUUCAUACCUUCUGCAUUCCUUAUCAAAGAAUCAUGAUAACCAAAUUUUUGAAAAGGUGCAGGAAAUCUCUUUAGGAGUAGCCAACAAUGAGGCAGCAGAAAUAAUAUCUGAGCUUGAAAAUAGUGGCAUAUUUAAUAACAAUAAUAAUGAUGCAAACAAAGAAACUUGUGCAGCAGUGUUACCAUUGUGUGAGAAAGUAUCAAUACAAGAGCUGCCCAGCUCUAGGACUUCAUCUGUGAAUGAUAACAAUGAAGUGCUGUCAGUAGAGGACAGUUCAGAAUCCUCAGAAUUAACUAAGAAAGACUCUGAUGAUGAUAAAAACAACCCUGCAAGGCUGUCUGCAGUUGAUCGAUUGGACUAUUUAACAUCACCAAAUCUAGAUGUGUUCUCUAUGAAGAUAAAGGAAUCAACAGAGAAUUCUGAAGAGGAGGAAAACUCUAUGAAUGGUAACAGCUGCAACAGGAGACUGUUCCUAAAUGACACUUUAGAUCUUCUGAAGAGACGAAAAGAUUCUCGACAGAAUGACAGUGACCUAUAUCAAGAAGAUGAAGAAAGAGACUGGAGUCUCCCAAACCUUGAAGCAUCUAUUCUCAGCACGAAGGCACCGAUGCCAUCGCCAGAAGAGGAAUCAUGGAAGCAGAUCCCAUCAAUGCUGGCAUUCUCAGAUUUGAAUGAAGUGAUGUCUCGGUGUGGUAACAAGCAACAGGCAUUUGACACUAUCUCUUUCAAUGGUCCAUCACAGUGUGUGUCUUAUAGUGGUCAGACAGAGGUGGAUGAUGGUGAUCUGAUGUCCACAUCUUUCAGCAUCAAGGGUGAUCCUGGUGAUCCAGAAUGCUACACUCCAGACUGGGAAAGUGAUUCUGAUGAGACUAAUGAAGAAGAUAAUUCUUCUUCAAGUGGUGAAUUCAUAUGGAAGGAGGGAGACAGGGAGUCCUCAGUGAAGGCUAUUGAUAUUUCUGCCACUUCCAACACCAGCAAGCCAUAUGAGGGUUUAUCUGACUUCCCGAUGGAGGUAAUUGCUGAAGAGGAGGAAGAUGAAGAAGAAGAAGAUGAUGAUGAUGAUGAUGCUGAUGGUAGUAGUAGCUCUGGUAGUGGCACCGAAUUUGUUCCUUCAGCAUGGAAUAGUGAAGCAACACCCAAUCGUUCAGCACUGCGCAGCCCAGAUAAGAAGUCUGAUCACAAGAAGAAUGUGUCAUUCAAGAAGCAGAAGUACCACUCUGUGUAUGAGUAUCCUCGCGAGACAAGUGAUUCAGACAGCGAGGGAUUUGACUCCCCAACACGCCGACAUUGGAACAGUCUGAUGUUGCAGUCAACACAACAGCCACAGGUGGACUACUCCAGCUUUGCAGACUGGGAGAUGCUGGAUGGGGAUGUUCUGCCAGAGGGAAGUGUUCCUGACAUGGAUAUAGAUCAAGACAUCCCAGAGAACACUACACAGCAGCAGCUGGACAUCUACAAGCUAAGCAGUGUUGACUAUGACUUUACUAAUGGAAUGGUAUCAGAAGAUGGUGAAUUUUACAUCAGCAGUUCUGCCCGUCCAUUCCAGUUCCCAGGUGGGAGCAAUGAUGUGUUAACCAGUAGCGGAAGUCAGUUUUUUCCUGGUCAGCUAUAUCACGUGGGUAGUGAAUACAAACCAUCUGAAAUCACAGUGGAUUUUGUGACACCUGACGUUGACAUCGUUAAUAUCACUGUGGCUGACAAGCUCUCUGCUCUGGAAACUGGUGUAGAUUCUUAUAAUGAUGAAGUUGACACAAGUCCUUCAAGUAUGUCUAGGUUUUCUGUCAGUUUUAAUGAUCAGUUGACUAACCAUAAGUCAGAGAGUAUCAAAGGAAUUGUGUGGGAAGAUGAAAUUGACUCUUCUGAAUCUGGAGUAAAUGGAACAUCCAGCAACAGAUCAUCAGCAUCUUCAGAUGUUGGAGAGAAGGCAUCUUUGGAAUCCACAAAACUACAGGAAUUACCUUUUACUGACCUAUUGGAGUUAGCAAAAGCAUCUGAUCCCACUAGCAGCAUAGUGUUAAGUGUGUCUGUUACAAAUGAAAUGCUUUCAGGUGCAAAGUCUGUGUCUGGUUGUGUAAUAACAGAUAAAGACUGUGAAACAGUGUUGCAGUCACCAUCAUCACCUCUGUCUCCCUCAGGGUUAGGAGAACUGCGACAUACAAGGGAUCGCCUAAAGCUUGAUUUGCCACUUUCCAGCACAGCAUUUGUUUUGGACCCUCCAGCAGUUGGGAAGCGGAGGUCUGUGGAAACAGUAAAGGGUGAAGCAUCCCUGUUGGACAGUGGAGAAGAAACAGAGGACAGUGGUAUUGAGUCAAGCAAUGGGGCAGUUACCAGGGAAGUGAAGUCUCCUACAAGGGACAUCAGUAUGACAUAAAGUCUGCACUAUUGUAUAUGUUGUGCGGCAAUAAAUAGCAUAGGAAUAUCAUUUGUAUCAGAUAGCAGAGCACGGAAAUGUCCUCGGUAUUGAAUAAUUUAUGUAAGCGCAUUGUUAUGCAACUGUUUUUGCGGGAUAAGAUAUGUUAGGUUUGGUACCUACAAGACAAGGAUUAAUGCUGCCAUUUCUUGCCCUAUCACAGAUUAGUGCAAGAUGUUGGAAUUGGUUUGAUCUGAGACAGAUGCUACCAUUCAUGCCUGGCUACAGAAUGGAACUGUUAUGCAGAAAAUCUGGGAUCUCUGUGUUUUAACUUUCUCAGAAACACAAGUAUGAAGAUGAAAAUCACAGUUUUGGCUUGAGUAGACACUACUCAUUAAUACCAACCAUCUUCCUAAAUUAACUGAUUUUAUCUUCACUGCUACUACAGUACACAUUAAUCCUCUUGGCCCCAUUCAGACAGACUAUAAGCUCAGAUUUUGCACCAUUAUUUCACAGAUUAUUAUUUUACUUUAUUUUGUUUUGAUGUCUGGAGUCUAUGUAUAAAAGGAAUACUGUCCCUUUACAUUAUACACCCCUAUAUCAAGCAUCAGUAAGU
Molecule: messenger RNA, 7423 nt
Organism: Zootermopsis nevadensis
Lineage: Eukaryota; Metazoa; Arthropoda; Insecta; Blattodea; Termopsidae
Source: RefSeq, a predicted model, not a curated record